Messenger RNA from Lasiosphaeria miniovina, 834 nucleotides. RefSeq lists its product as uncharacterized. Bases 1 to 834 code for a protein of 277 amino acids. The record is from RefSeq and is a predicted model, not a curated record. The transcript has 3 exons. Lineage: Eukaryota; Fungi; Ascomycota; Sordariomycetes; Sordariales; Lasiosphaeriaceae.
AUGCCCGCGCUUGAAGAACUAAGUGAUCUGAGCGACUUGGGCGAUGCGCCCGAUGAAAAUGCGCCGCCGCCGCCGCCGCCGCCACUACCGCUCUCAAACCCACCGGCCAGCCACAAGCUUUUCAACACUAAAUAUGACAGCCUCGAUGAUUUGAACGAAUGGACCACCUCUGCAUACGCUACCGUCGAAGACGCCGUCAAAGGCUGGGAAUCCCCCAACGAGCCCACCCUAUACCACAUCCGCGUGUCUCGCGCCAGCUCAGGCCCCGAGACCAGGUACCUAGUCUCGCCGCACCCGACGGACAGCACCAGCCCCAUCCCAGACUUCCGCGGCGACCAUCUUGCCUUUGACACGGUGCCCGCGGGCGCGUGGGACGUCGGCCGCGCAGUGCUAGACUCGUCGCUCACGGCCAAGCUCGUGCUCGGCUCGACCUCGACGCUGGCCACUGCUGGCCUGGGCCUCGACGACGCCGGCCCCGCGUGGCACGCCCGCCGCGUUGACCUCGUCGACCUGCUGGACCUGUACCACAACCAGCAGCAACAGGAGUCUCCCGACUCGUCUGCUGCCCACGGCACGUACAUCCAGUGCAUGAAACGCCUCUCGGCGGCCCCGGGCCACGCGCACGGCAUCACCGCCGAGAGCGCAGCGUACGCGGCCAUUGGCGGUCACGACGCAUCGCUGGCGCCGCGGUUCCUGGGCCACGUCACUGACAACGGCGGCGCGCGCGUCAUCGGGUUCCUGCUCGAGCGCGUCCCGCCGGCCACGCGCGAGGCUUUUAUUGGCGACCUGCUUGGCUGCCGCCGCGCGCUGGCUUGCCUGCACGCCCUUGGCUAG